This is a messenger RNA of Lecanosticta acicola, 430 nucleotides long. Lineage: Eukaryota; Fungi; Ascomycota; Dothideomycetes; Mycosphaerellales; Mycosphaerellaceae. The record is from the annotation of a GenBank genome assembly.
AUGACAUCCACCAUUGGAAUACCGAUCAAACUCCUCAAUGAGGCCACAGUAAGUGCUGCCUCCAAUCUUACAGCUCAUGGUCCAACAUGCGCUUACGAUGCGAUCUCGUAGCUAAUGCAUACUUGUUGUACAGGGUCAUCAAGUCACGGUUGAGAUCGACUCCGGCCAGACCUACCGAGGCAAGCUCGUCGAAGCCGAAGACAACAUGAACUGCCAACUCGAAAACAUCAACGUCACCCAGCGAGACGGACGCGUCACGCACCUCGAUCGCGUAUACAUCCGCGGAUCCCAUGUGCGACUGUUCAUCGUGCCGGACAUGCUGAGGAACGCGCCAAUGUUCAGGAGUAGAGGCCAGCGGGGCCGUGGUGUAGGCUUGGCGAGAGGACGUGCGACGGUCAACCGGGCCAGAGGACAACGGGGUGGAAGAUAG